Messenger RNA from Acanthosepion pharaonis, 621 nucleotides. NCBI's taxonomy places the organism in Eukaryota, Metazoa, Mollusca, Cephalopoda, Sepiida, Sepiidae. The record is from the annotation of a GenBank genome assembly.
AUGCACUUGUACCUUUCUUGCUGUGUUCCUUUUCUAUAUUUAAUGCAAGUUCCACUGUUGAAAUCUAUUUCUCUCUCUCUGCCCCGUGCAAGACUCCUUUUCUCUCUCUCUGCCCCGUGCAAGUCCCCUUUUCUCUCUCUCUGCCCCGUGCAAGUCCCCUUUUCUCUCUCUCUGCCCGUGCAAGUCUCCUUUUUUCUCUCUCUGCCCCGUGCAAGACUCCUUUUCUCUCUCUCUGCCCGUGCAAGACUCCUUUUUCUCUCUCUCUGCCCCGUGCAAGACUCCUUUUUCUCUCUCUGCCCCGUGCAAGACUCCUUUUCUCUCUCUCUCUGCCCCGUGCAAGACUCCUUUUCUCUCUCUCUGCCCCGUGCAAGACUUCUUUUCUCUCUCUCUGCCCCGUGCAAGACUUCUUUUCUCUCUCUCUGCCCCGUGCAAGACUCCUUUUCUCUCUCUCUGCCCCGUGCAAGACUCCUUUUCUCUCUCUCUGCCCUGCAAGACUCCUUUUCUCUCUCUCUGCCCCGUGCAAGACUCCUUUUCUCUCUCUCUGCCCCGUGCAAGACUCCUUUUCUCUCUCUCUGCCCCGUGCAAGACUCCUUUUAUCGCUUUCCAACUGUUGUCUUCUAA